Messenger RNA from Symbiodinium pilosum, 1077 nucleotides. Lineage: Eukaryota; Dinophyceae; Suessiales; Symbiodiniaceae. The record is from the annotation of a GenBank genome assembly.
AUGGCAGUCGACACUUUCAGCACCGCUCAUGCUGUUGAGGAGGCCGCUGAAGCCCAAGAUGCGUACAAUCUCUCACGGGAUUUCUACGAUGCGUACAAGAAGUAUGCUUUACUAGUGCAGCUGGCGAAUGCUCCAUGCGAACAACAAGACCUUGAUGUUCUGACGGCGCAAUUAAAGACCAUCGCUCACCAUGUCAUGCAGCUCAAGCUGUUCUCACCAAACGAAGCGCUCGACGACAUCAGCACAACUGACCUGAAGUACAUGCUUGUUCCCUUCUUGCUUGGGGAAGUUGCUGCAGCUUCUCGAGACAUGGAGCGUCGCGGAACACGUCUUCAAGAAGCUUUGGUUUAUUGGCGGGCAUUCGUGGCAGACUGCAACCGGCUGAGCAUUGGCCACGCCGACGACCACGCAGUUUUCCUCCAUGACCAGGAACACGCUUCCCACGAUGCGGCUGCAAGGCGUGAUCAAAAAAUUGCUCGGCACAAGAGGUGUCAGGAACUGGAUGCCAAAGUCAACUAUUUGUUUGCCAAGAAGCGCGAAUGUUCUGGGGAUGAAUAUUUCUGGGGCGCUGGUAGUGCAUUUGAUGAGGAGAUGGAACGCAAUCUGAUCAUGUUGUUGCUGCGCAGAGCAAUUGCUUCAGUGCCGGAUAAUGUUGCUUCAGCAGAACAAGAAUUGCCCUUGUUAGAGAUGAUGGUGGCGCGGGGAGGUCCUGGUCAGGAAGCAAGAAAGUCAACGCGUUCCAUUCGGAAACCUGCUUGCGUGCGAAUUCAGGACAAAGCAGAACUGCAAAGACUAUACAGGGAGAUGGUUUUCCAAUGCCCGCAUCCUCUAGCCACAAUGUCUAUAGAGGAAGCUGCAGACCUGGAGAUCCAGGAAAUGCAAGAGCUCGAGGCUGCACGCGCAAGGCGACAGCUUGAGGAAAGGGCACGGGAAGCUGACAGAUGGUGGGAUGGAGACCGGUACGGAACUCAAGAAGAUUGGGAAGAAACCCAAAAGUUGUACAAGGAUCGGGAUUUUGACGAGUUCAAAGAUGACCACCCGUGGGGGUCUGGAAACAAAAUGGCAAAUAUAGGAUAG